CAGGCCAGUCCCAUUGACAAAAUCCGUCCUAAUGGUCGGAAUAGGUAUCAACAUUUACCAGAUUGUCGAAGUAAAUGAAAAACAUCAAUACAUGACGAGCGUGCUUCACUUGUGGAGGAAUUGGACGGACGAAAACCUGACCUGGAAUGUCUCCCAGUUUGACAACAUUACCUACGUCCGAAUCCCUUCGACCAGAAUUUGGCAACCCGACGUCUUCCUGUACAACAUGGGGAACGAGGAGAUGCUCCAGUCGGCCAACAACCGUGAGAUCCUCAACGUAAUUGUGAAUCAUACCGGAACCGUGCUUAGCGUGCCCCCAAAAAUGCUAAAGUCGAUUUGCAGAAUGGACGUGACCUGGUUUCCGUGGGAUGAGCAAAAGUGUGACCUGAUUUUUGGAAGUUGGACAUAUUCAGGAUCGGAAAUGGACUUCACGGUUCGAGAGGAAGAAAACAUGAUGCGGUAUUACAUUCCGAAUGGGGAGUGGCACCUGGUGGGGAUCAAGGCAAAGAAGGUGGAUAAAUUUUACGAGUGUUGUAGUGACUCGUAUCCAUCGGUGGUUUUCACGCUGCAUAUUAAGAGGAACAGCAUGUACUACUUGUACAAUUUGAUCGUGCCAUGUGCAUUAAUUGGAUUCCUCGCCAUCCUCGGUUUCACCUUACCACCGGACAGUACCGAGAAGCUGUCUCUCGGUGUGACCGUGCUGUUCAGUUUGAUCGUAUUUCUAAAUCAGAUCACCUCCACCAUGCCGGCCAAUUCGGAUAACGUUCCACUAAUCGGGACAUACUUUAACUGUGUCAUGUUCACCAUUGCGCUAUCCGUGGUGAGCACGAUCAUUGUAAACCUCAACAUCCGGUCGGGUAAGGAACCAAGGGCGAUUGGAAGGCAUACGGAAAAGCUGUUGCUAAUCUGGUUGCCAUGGAUACUGAGAUUGGAUUUGCAUAAAUACUAUGACAAUGGUGGAAGAAACAAAAGCUUCAGGAGGACCAUGAGUGCCAUUGAGGAUGCUGUCUUAAUGAAGGGCGAAAAACCAAAGUCGUACCAGGGCAACGAAGUUAAGGUGACAUCAUCACCAUUUUUCAAAACAGUCCCAAAUCUCGAAUUGCUGAAGGAUAAAUGGUUAUUCGCCGCUGUAGUUGUCGACAGAUUGUGUUUGUUGGUGUCAGUUUUGUUUGCUGUAAUUUCAGUCGGAAUUAUGUUGGUCUCAAAGCUUACUUAAGAAUCAUUUAAAAGUAAUACUUGGAAAUAAUAUGUAAGUUAAUUCCUGUUUUUCAAUUUUAAUUAGCUCAGCAAUUUGUUUGGUUUUUAACUGUCUAACAUAUAUAGAAAUAAUUCUUGGACAAAAAUUAAUUUUAUUAAUAAAACAAACACAUUUACGUAAAAAUUAGUUUCUAAUCUAGCAAAUUAAAGCCUAUCGUAACAAAAGGAAUUUAAUGGACAUUCUUGUAUUCAUGUGCAAGUCCAAUCUGAUUACGGAAAGUGAAUGUCAACAGACGACUCAUAACAAAACUUCGAUUGGCACGAGGAGUCAUUUAUUGUCAAGUGGGCG
This is a messenger RNA of Folsomia candida, 1546 nucleotides long. RefSeq names its product neuronal acetylcholine receptor subunit alpha-7-like. The record is from RefSeq and is a predicted model, not a curated record. The coding region runs from base 32 to 1216 and encodes 394 amino acids. Gene Ontology annotation, molecular function: acetylcholine-gated monoatomic cation-selective channel activity; transmembrane signaling receptor activity. The transcript is spliced from 2 exons. Lineage: Eukaryota; Metazoa; Arthropoda; Collembola; Entomobryomorpha; Isotomidae. Gene Ontology annotation, cellular component: postsynaptic membrane; neuron projection; synapse. Gene Ontology annotation, biological process: chemical synaptic transmission; monoatomic ion transmembrane transport; regulation of membrane potential.